Messenger RNA from Brachypodium distachyon (stiff brome), 1293 nucleotides. RefSeq lists its product as uncharacterized. Gene Ontology annotation, molecular function: hydrolase activity, acting on ester bonds. The transcript is spliced from 7 exons. Lineage: Eukaryota; Viridiplantae; Streptophyta; Magnoliopsida; Poales; Poaceae. The record is from RefSeq and is a predicted model, not a curated record. The coding region runs from base 68 to 1036 and encodes 322 amino acids. Gene Ontology annotation, cellular component: chloroplast.
ACUUCGCUUGGCUUCGAGAGGCGCACGCCGCGCCACGGCGAACCCACUGCCACCACCACCACCCACCAUGCUCUCCCUCCUCCCGCCCUUGCGCCCGCGCGCCGCGCCCUCCGACGCCGCCUCCGCCGCGCCGCGCCGCCCGGUCGUCAUCCUCCCAGUCAGUCACCGCGCCCUCCUCCUCCCUCUCUUAUUGGGCGCUGAACAGGGGCUCGGGAACAACACGGCCGACUACGCGCGGCUGGCCGGGGCGCUGCGGGACGACCACGGGAUGCCGGCCGCCGUCGUCGCGCGGGUGUCCCGCCCCGACUGGCUCCGCAACGCCGCGGGGCUCGCCGACCUCAGCUACUGGCGCGGCACCCUCCGCCCGCGCCCCGUCCUAGACUGGUACCUAGGACGAGUGGAGGAAGCGGUGGCCGAGGCCAAGGAGCUCUGCUCUCCAGAUGGGAAGCUAUCAUUGAUAGGGCAUUCGGCCGGGGGCUGGCUCGCGCGCGUGUACAUGGAGGAAUUUGGGACUUCUGACAUUAGUUUACUGCUCACCCUUGGCACUCCUCACCUGCCACCUCCUAAAGGUGUAUCUGGCGUAAUUGAUCAAACUAGAGGACUACUGUACUAUGUUGAGAAGAAUUGCGCCCCAGCAGUUUACACACCAGAACUACGAUAUGUGUGCAUAGCUGGAAGGUACAUUAAGGGUGCUCGUCUAACUGGAAACUCCAUUACUACAGCGGACGAGAUUGUUGCAGUGGACACUACAUCAGAAGCAGCUGAAGCAGUCAUGAUCAGCGCCGACAACAUAUCUGCUCCGCCAGGCCCCACUUUCCGAUCCCGCUUUGUUGGGCAAGGGUACAAACAGGUCUGUGGGCGCGCUGAUGUCUGGGGAGACGGUGUUGUCCCCGAAGUUUCAGCACAUCUGGAGGGCGCACUGAAUAUAAGCUUCGAUGGCGUGUACCACUCUCCAGUAGGCUCUGAUGAUGAAGAGAGGCCCUGGUACGGCUCACCAGCGAUCCUUCAGCAGUGGGUGCAUCACCUCCUCAGCUGACGCCUGGGUUCUAAAAUUACGUCGACAAGAUGAUGUAUGUAUUGACAUGCCGACAGGUGAGGUGAUUGUUGUACCAAUACCAAUCAGCACAAAAGGCAAACAUUUUUUUCCAGUAGUACGUUGCACGGCAUAGUACCACCAUGAAGUAAUCAUGUAUACAGAGAGGAUCUAUGCUGGCUUCAGUUAUACGACCUAAACUUUAUGAAAUUGCAUGUGAACUACAAGCACACUUUUUUUUAAGAUAAUAGUUACUGGUA